Messenger RNA from Terrapene triunguis (Three-toed box turtle), 812 nucleotides. It is a transcript of the gene CLEC19A, whose product is annotated as C-type lectin domain containing 19A. Gene Ontology annotation, molecular function: signaling receptor activity. NCBI's taxonomy places the organism in Eukaryota, Metazoa, Chordata, Testudines, Emydidae. The transcript has 5 exons. The coding region runs from base 7 to 594 and encodes 195 amino acids. The record is from RefSeq and is a predicted model, not a curated record.
CUGGAAAUGAAAUUUUGUCCUCAGUCAGAGAUGGUGAUCAGAUGGGAUUUCUGUGUGCUCCUCUCAAUGGUUUUGCUCUCUACCCAGGCUUUCCCACAGACAAAUAUUAAAAUCAGUCAAGCUAUGCCAGAGCCAAUUCAGUCCUACUCCUGCCCACUGUUUUGGACAGAAUAUGAAGGGUACUGUUACAGAUACUUUCCCAUCAAUAAAACAUGGGCUGAAGCCGAUCUCUAUUGUGCGGAAUUUUCCAUUGGCAUAAAAUCAGCCAAAUUAGCGUCUAUUCACAGCUGGGAAGAGAAUGUCUUUGUAUAUGACCUGGUAAACAGCCGAGUGCCUGGAAUACCCACCGAUAUCUGGAUGGGACUUCAUGACCUAAGAGAGGAAGGCCACUUUGAAUGGACAGAUGGUUCUUCCUAUGACUAUAACUACUGGGAUGGCAACCAGCCAGAUGAUGGGAUCCACUCUAUUCCAGAGGAGGAGGACUGUGUACAGAUCUGGUACAGAUAUAACAGUGCUUUACGCUCAUGGAAUGACAACAGCUGCAACAGAGAAUUCCCAUUUGUCUGCAAGAUUCCAUCCCUGGCAAUUGAUUAGCUCGCUCCCACAAUAACAAACAGCAGCAGUCAACCUACUAAACUACUGGAAUAAAGUCAGUCUGACCAAAGGCAUAUUUUAUAUCAGAGACAAUUUUAGUGGCUCAAAUAACUAGUUAUAUGUCUGAUGCCAGCUACUCCACCUAGAAAAUACCUUACCUGUCUCUUGCUUUUGUCCAUGCUAUGGCUGACCAAAGAGCAUUGGUGAACAGUCAAGCC